This is a messenger RNA of Racocetra fulgida, 124 nucleotides long. The record is from the annotation of a GenBank genome assembly. NCBI's taxonomy places the organism in Eukaryota, Fungi, Glomeromycota, Glomeromycetes, Diversisporales, Gigasporaceae.
UUCUAUCCAACCAUUAACUAUGACCAAUAAAAAUUUGAAUUUGAGUUCACAAGUGCUGCCUAUUGAUGAUGAAUCAGAAUUAUCUAAACAAAACCAAAAUAAUUUAGAUAAUUCACCUGAAUAA